Messenger RNA from Exophiala oligosperma, 2472 nucleotides. RefSeq lists its product as uncharacterized. The record is from RefSeq and is a predicted model, not a curated record. Gene Ontology annotation, cellular component: Cdc73/Paf1 complex. Gene Ontology annotation, molecular function: DNA binding; RNA polymerase II C-terminal domain phosphoserine binding. Bases 325 to 2160 code for a protein of 611 amino acids. The transcript is spliced from 2 exons. NCBI's taxonomy places the organism in Eukaryota, Fungi, Ascomycota, Eurotiomycetes, Chaetothyriales, Herpotrichiellaceae.
AGUCUCUCUUCAAUAGGUUGAUUUCCUUGGCUCGACAGUUCGACUCCCAUCAAUUCGAAGUCUUAACUGAUCUUCCAUACGUAUUGAAGCUUGUCGUCCUUGCUGCCUCCGAUUGUCCUUACUGAUCCUGAUCCAACCAAUCUCCUCUUGGCCUUUCCUCUCUCUCAGGACGAGUUUUCAAUCAAAGAGGGGUUAUCAGCAAGGGAGGCGCCUUUCACAUCUCCCACGCCGUCUUUACUACUGGUCUCCACUGCCUUCCCAAGGCAGUACUUCUGCACUACCGCCUGGCCUCGGGGGACGCGAACAAUUCACUUUUGCUUCACCAUGGCCGACAUCGAUGCGGAACUUCUUGCGCUCGCCGGAGGUGACUCCUCCGGUGAAGAAAGUGCGCCUUCUUCUCCAAAACCAAAGUCCCCUUCUCCAUCUCGAAGCAAACAACAGACUCGAAGAGCAACAAGCCCAGCAGAUAUGGCUCGUAAAGGUGUCGCAAAGAGUGCCCGGCGAGCUCGGCGCCGCAAGGUAUAUUCUGACGAUGAUGGUGAAGUAUCAUCUGUCUCACAGCAUUCCGAAUCCGCCUCGAUGUCGCAAUCUGACUCCGAGGCUGAUUUCGAUUCUGGCGCUGACAAACCAAUCUUUCCAUACGAGAAGCUCUAUUACGAUGCCGAAGACAAGGCCCGGAUCGAGUCCAAACCUGAAAUCGAAAGAGAAGAGAUCCUGGCGCAGAGAAGUGAGCAAGUCGAACGACACGAGCAAGAUCUGACUCUUCGCCGUCUUGUGGCUGCGAGAGCCCGAGAAGAGGCAAAGACCACCGCAAAGAACAAGCGUAAGGCCAGUGCUGCCGAAUUGGAAGACACACAGCGCAAAAGCACUCGCCAGCGUACCAAGGUUGGUGGUGGCAGGGUUGGCGAGGCUAGCACUGCCAUCGAAGCAUACAAACAACAACGUGCCGAGAAAAACUUACGGGAGGAGCAGAGGAAGAGAGAUGGCUAUGUUCGAAAGGCUCCAUCUCCAGAACAAGACUAUAGCGAUGCUGAGGCAGAUGCUGAAAGUGAGAACGACUACGAUGAUCGCAGAUACAGGCGACGGUCCCCCAGCCCUCCUAAGGAUGAGCCAAUUGCUGAACUCGCCGAUAUUCAGAGAGCAAAAGUUGGUCGAGACAAUUUUGCCCAGGUCUGCUACACCCCAGGAUUUGAAGAAGCGAUUACAGAUUGCUACGCCCGUGUAUGUCUUGGUCCUGGUCAGGAUCCAAAGGUCAAUGAUUAUCGACUUUGUCGUAUUAAAGGAUUUGUCACAGGCAAACCGUACGCCAUGGUCGGGUCAAACGGGAGGCCAUUUCCUGUGGAGAGAUACAUCAUGGCAGCUCAUGGCAGACAUGAGAAAGCCUGGUCCUUCCUCGAGUGCUCAAUGUCUAAGUUCACGGAGGAAGAAUGGAGACGGUACCGGGUGGUCAUGGCCAAUGAUGACCUCAAACUUCCCACAAAGAAGUUCAUCAAUUCGAAGCUCGAUAAAAUCAACCAACUACUGAAGCAUCGAUUCACGGAAGAUGAAAUUGAUGCGAGAAUGCGAAUUCAGAAUGAGCUCACGGAGAAAAUCACCAGAGCUCGUGAGAAGGAGAUCCUCAAAGAGGAAAUCAAAGGAGCUAUUGCUGAAGGAAACGACGAACUCGCUGAGGAACUAGAAAAUAAGCUGGCAAAUAUCGUCCCGAUGAAGCUGGCCUUCGGAACGAGUCUAUUCCGUUCAGAUUCCAAUGAAGUCAGUCAAGAGCAGGAGCGAAUUGCAGAGCUCAAUCGGAGGAACCAGCGAUUGAACGCCGAAAACAUUCGCAAAGCACAGCUUGCUGAAAUGAGGGCACGAAGAACGAAAAAACACCUAGCUCCUGGCGUUGAUGAACUGUUCGAAGGUGGUAGUGACAUCAGUCGGACUGGAACACCCAUCAACGGCGCUGGUACGCCCAAGCUGGCAGCCGGCCUCUCGCGCGCUGCAACUCCCAAUCCUACUACUCUUGCAAAUGGCACCCCGAGAAGCUCGACCCCGACGACGAACGGCCUCAAACCGACUACCGAGAAGAAGAAAGGACUUCCAGUCAUUCGCAAGGCCGCAUUGGACGAUGAGAUUUUGGCCAAUAUGGACCUCGGGAUUGACAUUGAUCUCGAUAUUUGAGUGAUGAAAGCAGAUGAGUGUAUCGACAAUCUUGGGAAGGCGUAGCCUUGGAGUGUUUGUGCAAUACUAUUACCUUGAGAACCAUUGAUCGUGGUUCGUACCUAGCCUAGGAGAAUUGUCGUCUUUGAGCGGCUAGACAGCAUUCCGUGUUACUACGGUUGGUAUUGCUUGAACAAUACCUCGCAUCUUGCAAUUCUAGACGGUAUCUGCACUGCCCGAGGAAUGAGACUAUACACAGGUAGUGUUUCGCCUGAAUAUUUCAACAUGCAUGUUCAAACAACAUUUCACUAUCUAGUUACGAUUACCACAUGC